AUGUUAUUCCACAGGAAUGAGACGCUUCCGAAUAUUAGGAAGAUUUUUGUACAGUAUGUCACCGACAAACCCUACGCUGUCACUUACUUCGGAGCUCGCCUUCACUCUCAUGAUUGUCGUCACGUGAUCAGGGAUAUCGAUGGCUCCGGAUUGGCAUAUGAUGUCGGACUAAGAAAUCAUGAUGAAUUGCUGAGUAUCAACAACAUUGAGACUGAUUUGACCAAUACAAUCCAGUUAGCAGUCCUAGAGUGUUUGGCAGAUAUCGGUACUCGUAUUGGAUUGGUUAUCAAACGGAAAGAGCACCAAGACGAGGAGAAGUGGUUAUAUGCUUUCCAUCUCAACGAAAAAGUGAUAGAUGGACGACCGAUUGUGGAAACCAUUUCAAGGCAUCUGUUGGACAGCGGAAGUGAGGACAACUCUUUCAUUGAAUUACUUUCGGCCAAGACUGCAUUUGAUGUGAAACCGUCCUAUGAAUAUAAGAGCCAAGAACAAGUUGAACUCAUUGAAAAGAGCCACGAUCUAUUCACAAAGAUCGAAAACGUGACCCUGAACUACUAUCAAGUUGUAGGUGGAGGAACCCCCCCUGGAGAUCCAAUCGCCAUCUCCGAACCCGGGUCACCCCGCAGACCGAUGUGCGUUAAAGGUGUCACUGCGGGUCCCCUUCGCGUGGUAGAGUUUCCUCGCUGGAUGACAAAUCCCCGUUUCCAGAUACCACAGAAUAACAAGUUCUUUUUCUUGACAUUGCCUCCUACCGGUUCAGCCAUAAUCAAGGCAGCCAACACUAAUGAUCUCUACAUGACUGACGUGGAAUCGAUUGCUAGUCUUGGUCGAACAGCCUCCGAGUUUCGAAUCGUACAGGACCUCAAGGCGAUUCUGCGUGUAAAUCCACCGAAGAAACCCCCACCCUCGUGAUGUAAAAAUAAGAAAAUAAUAAUGCGCUCUACAGAUGUGUGCAAUACAUAAAUAUCGGAAUUGGGUGAUUCCAUACGUGUCGUACGGGACAUUUAGAGAACAUUUGACAGUUUUUUUUACCAGAAAAACUAAAAAUAUUCCAGUAACUAAAGGUGAUCAUCAAGUACUACCAGAGUGUUAGAAAAACCAAGACUUAACAUGACUUGAAUUCACAUCCUGUAUAAUACAGAUUUAAAAUAGUAAUGUGUCGUACGGACGCAGAAAAAGUUGCUUUUUUCGAAACCUCAAGUUUGUACUCUAAAGUCUGUGAGUUCGACAGAUAUUUUUCAUAGAAACUGAACUCAAAUUGAUAUUCAAUUACCCAAGAACAAACACAUCUAUGAAAGAAA
This is a messenger RNA of Lytechinus pictus (painted urchin), 1301 nucleotides long. RefSeq lists its product as uncharacterized. The record is from RefSeq and is a predicted model, not a curated record. Bases 1 to 912 code for a protein of 303 amino acids. Gene Ontology annotation, molecular function: protein binding. The transcript has 8 exons. NCBI's taxonomy places the organism in Eukaryota, Metazoa, Echinodermata, Echinoidea, Temnopleuroida, Toxopneustidae.